AUGGUGACCAUGAUACCCAAGGGGAUGACGGUCAAGACGAUCCGGAACAAACUGCCACCGCUGCGGGCAAUCGGACAGGUGGUCUUCAGAACGCGAUUCCUAUUUUUCGUCUUUCUUUCGGCGUUCAUUAUAAUACUAUGGCGGGGGUUCAGCUCCUCCGCCGCGAAUAUGCAAAAAUUUUACUGCUUUGGUCCUGCUAGGUCACCUAUGGAAAUCUCCCAAAAUGAGCAUGCGAACUGGCACGCACACCACCAGACCCCGGUGUUGUUUAACCAUCACGAGCCCUUUGAAGUUAACGCUACGACCAUCAGUCACAUUGAUUUGAACCCAAUCAAGUCCACUCGCGAUGCCGUCAAGAAUAAAGAGCGAGUGUUGAUUCUCACCCCGCUUCGCGACGCCUCAUUCUACAUCACUAGGCACUUUGACCUCCUCUCUCAACUGACGUACCCUCACGACCUUAUCGACCUUGCGUUCUUGGUCAGCGAUACCACUGAUGACACCGUGGCGAUCCUGAGCUCGGAGCUCCAGCGGAUUCAGACCAACCCAGACGCAGCAAUCCCGUUCAGAAGUGUCAUGAUCGUUGAGAAGGAUUUCGGCGUUGUGGUUGCACAGAGCGUCGAGCAGAGGCACAGCUUUGAGUUCCAAGGACCCAGGAGAAAGGCAAUGGGCAAGGCAAGGAACUACUUGCUCUCAGCCGCCCUGAAGCCCGAUCACAGCUGGGUGUACUGGAGAGAUGUGGACAUCAAGGACUCUCCAAAGACAAUCCUGCAGGACUUUAUCGCCCACGAUAAGGAUAUUUUGGUGCCCAACGUUUGGUUCCACAGAUAUGAGAACGGCCGUGACAUUGAAGGACGCUUCGAUUACAACUCAUGGCAAGAAUCCGAGAAGGGCCUUGCUUUGGCUGCCACGUUACCCAAGGACACCGUCCUCGCCGAAGGUUACAAGCAAUACGACACUGGGCGCAAGUACAUGGCCAAGAUGGGUGAUUGGCGCAACAACAAGGAUGAGGAGAUAGAGCUCGAUGGUAUUGGUGGUGUCAACAUUGUUGUAAAGGCCGAUGUUCAUCGUUCAGGAGUCAAUUUCCCUGCCUACGCUUUUGAGAAUCAAGCCGAAACGGAAGGAUUCGCAAAGAUGGCUAAGCGUGCUGGAUACCAAGUGAUUGGUCUGCCAAACUAUGUCGUCUGGCACAUUGACACGGAGGAGAAGCCCGGAAACUUGGGCAGACGACCGGCAUAA
Molecule: messenger RNA, 1236 nt
Organism: Morchella sextelata
Lineage: Eukaryota; Fungi; Ascomycota; Pezizomycetes; Pezizales; Morchellaceae
Exons: 6
Coding region: 1-1236 (411 amino acids)
Biological process (GO): cell wall mannoprotein biosynthetic process; protein N-linked glycosylation
Cellular component (GO): mannan polymerase complex
Molecular function (GO): alpha-1,6-mannosyltransferase activity
Source: RefSeq, a predicted model, not a curated record